UGGGGGGUCCGUGUCCUGUGCGGCUUCUCCGGGCAAAAUGGCUGCCGGGGCUAGCCGGGUGUGCUGGCGCGGGCUGCUCGGGGCCGCGACGCUGGCCAGGGGGACAGGGCGACCUUCGGUGCGGUUGCUGCCGGUGAGGAAGCUGGGCGCCGCGGCCGACACGCGCCCCACUGUCAGACCUCGGAAUGAUGUGGCUCACAAGCAGCUGUCAGCUUUUGGGGAGUAUGUGGCUGAAAUCCUGCCCAAAUACGUCCAGCAUGUUCAGGUGUCCUGCUUCAAUGAGUUAGAGAUCUGCAUUCAUCCCGACGGUGUCAUCCCAGUGCUGACCUUCCUCAGGGACCACACCAAUGCGCAGUUCAAGUCCUUGGCUGACCUGACGGCAGUGGACGUCCCAACCCGGCAGAACCGUUUUGAGGUUGUCUACAACCUGCUGUCCCUGCGCUUCAACUCCCGGAUCCGGGUGAAGACCUACACAGAUGAGCUGACGCCUGUGGAGUCUAUUGUCCCUGUGCACAAGGCCGCCAACUGGUACGAGAGGGAGAUCUGGGACAUGUUUGGAGUCUUCUUUGCCAACCACCCUGAUCUCAGGAGGAUCCUGACAGAUUACGGCUUUGAAGGACACCCCUUCCGGAAAGAUUUCCCCCUGUCUGGUUACGUGGAGUUGCGCUAUGACGAUGAGGUGAAGCGGGUGGUGGCAGAGCCUGUGGAGUUGGCCCAAGAGUUCCGCAAGUUCGACCUCAACAGCCCCUGGGAGGCUUUCCCAGCCUAUCGCCAGCCCCCAGAGAGUCUCAAGCUUGAAGCCGGGGACAAGAAGCCAGAAGCCAAGUAGCUCCCGGCAUGGCCUGGGCCUCCCCUGAUGCCCCUCAUCCACAACUGAGUGUCCUUGUAAAUAAAGUCCUUAGACUCA
Messenger RNA from Ochotona curzoniae (black-lipped pika), 907 nucleotides. RefSeq names its product NADH:ubiquinone oxidoreductase core subunit S3 (gene NDUFS3). The coding region runs from base 38 to 829 and encodes 263 amino acids. The record is from RefSeq and is a predicted model, not a curated record. Gene Ontology annotation, molecular function: NADH dehydrogenase (ubiquinone) activity. NCBI's taxonomy places the organism in Eukaryota, Metazoa, Chordata, Mammalia, Lagomorpha, Ochotonidae. The transcript is spliced from 7 exons.